AUGAAAGCUAUUGUUAUGAAGGAAAACUACAGAAUGGCAUCACUAGAUGUUAACAAUAUGUAUCCCUCCAUAAACUUAGAAUUAAUUUUAAAUUCACUGUCCGAUGUGAUGAGCCCAGAUUGGGUUAACCAAUUAGUUAAAUUGGUGCUAAAUAAUAACUUUUUUGAAUUUCAAGGUAAAUAUUACCGCCAAUCGGAAGGUAUUCCAAUGGGAUCCUGCAUAGGUCCUAGAUUGGCAGGGUUGUGUAUGAUCACAAUUGAUAAAGAAAUCAACAAAACCCGAGGCAUAAUAAGUUAUCACAGAUAUGUAGAUGACUGUUUCAUCGUCUACGACAAAAGUAUACUAGAUAUUGACUCUUUUGUUUGUGAAAUUAAUUUAAUAAAUAAAAAUGUUCAAUUCCAAUGUGAAAAAGAAGUAGAUAAUAGACUGAAUUACUUAGAACUUACUAUUGUUAGAUUAAAUGUACCAAACCACAAAAGCACCAUAGCAAAUUUGCUAAACAGUAAACAUGGUAACAUUGAACAUAAUGUUUUAGAAAAAGAUAAUGUAGUUUACUCAUUAGAUUGCAGUUGUUCANUUCUUACUAAAGUAGGAGGAAGUGAUCCAACAGGCGAUUUCAAUAGAAUAUAUGUAAAAUGA
Molecule: messenger RNA, 639 nt
Organism: Centruroides sculpturatus (bark scorpion)
Lineage: Eukaryota; Metazoa; Arthropoda; Arachnida; Scorpiones; Buthidae
Exons: 2
Coding region: 1-639 (212 amino acids)
Source: RefSeq, a predicted model, not a curated record